GGAGAAUGUUACCUCUCAGUUGUGGACUCCUUGUCGUGCUACUCGCCUGCGUGUGCGAUGGCCAGUCACCCUACCGCAGUCGCUUCCCCACCAGGCCGACCCUCAAGACCUGCGAGGCGCCUUACCUUAAGCACGGCUCGAUUGUGCGCCGCCAAAGAGGCAGGACAGUGGAGUACAUGUGUGACGCCACUUUUGAGCUGAUAGGGAGCAGAUUUUCAGUGUGCAUGAGCGGCAUUUGGGAUCGUCCUGUGCCACUGUGCGCCAAGGGCGGUUGUUCAAAGCCCAAGCCAGCGAAGAACGGAAUUAUUGAGCCCGGAGAGGGAGUUUUCAGUGUUCUGCUCUUCUGUCUGCCCGGAUUCGAAGUGACCGGAGCCAGAGAGGCUUUUUGUGACGGCAGCACUUGGGAUAGACAAUUGGGGAGCUGCCGAGAAACGCGAGUAGGCCCUCAGACGUCAUGUGAUUUUGAAUCAGUCACCAUUUGCGGAUGGACGAAUGACGACAGCCAUGACGUGAACUGGAUAAGAUCGAGUGGGAGUCAGUGGAGACAGGGCAGACCGCCCAGAUCAGGAACUACACAUGAUCACACAAUAGGAAAGCCCUUACAAGGUCACUUCAUGACGGUGGGAAGCCUUCGUCAUGUCCGAUAUGGUGGAGGACGCCUACUCUCGCCUGUCUACAACUCAACCUACAGCAGAGGCUGCUUCCGCUUCUUCUACCACAUGUACGGAGCCUCCGUGAGCAAUCUCAGUGUCUACCAGAUGCCUAUAAGUCUCAGGCAGCCAGUCACCUUGCUGGAGAUCAGCGGAAACAAAGGCAACAUCUGGCAUCGCGUCGAUCUGACUCUCCAGCCUUCUUCUGAGCCCUUCCAGAUCAUCUUCGAAGCCUCAAUGGCCGCAACCUCUACCGAUGUAGCAGUGGAUGAUGUAGAGUUGACAAUGUGUGGCAGUCAGGUGACUGAGGAAGGGACAGAGCCCACUGUUUCCACCACUGAGGAGGAGGGAGGGAUCUUCUCAGUGGACUCUUGUCGAGACAGAUGCUCAGAGAACGCUUCAGUGGCCAUCAAUGGGAGUUUGGUGAAGGAUCAGGCAGAUGAAGGCAUUUCCCUCAAAUGCGACUGUCACUCUGAAUGCCUAGACUUGAACUCCUGCUGCCCAGACUACAUGGAAGUGUGCCUGGCCAGUGGCAAUCCCACCAGUCUCCCAGAGAUCGCCACUGCGAAAUUCGACCCUAUUUAUUGGGCCAUCUUGGCAGGGAGUGUUUCAGCGAUAGGGACUAUCCUGGUGGGACUCUUCUACUGCCAGCGGCGCCGGAAGAUCCGCCAGGCUCCCGGAUGCGGAGAUGUGGUGUUCGAGAGGCGACGUGACGGUCAGGAGGAGGACGAUAGUGACAUCAAGUGCCUAACAAGCAUGGAUGACGAGGAGUUGGACUUCACCUUAAUGAAGGCAUAAUAAAGAAUUCGACACAA
Molecule: messenger RNA, 1465 nt
Organism: Phlebotomus argentipes
Lineage: Eukaryota; Metazoa; Arthropoda; Insecta; Diptera; Psychodidae
Exons: 2
Coding region: 6-1448 (480 amino acids)
Cellular component (GO): membrane
Source: RefSeq, a predicted model, not a curated record